Phalaenopsis equestris is the source of this 493-nucleotide messenger RNA. RefSeq names its product protein DA1-related 1-like. NCBI's taxonomy places the organism in Eukaryota, Viridiplantae, Streptophyta, Magnoliopsida, Asparagales, Orchidaceae. The coding region runs from base 28 to 366 and encodes 112 amino acids. The record is from RefSeq and is a predicted model, not a curated record. Gene Ontology annotation, molecular function: ubiquitin binding. The transcript is spliced from 2 exons.
CUGACAGGGUCUAUUCUUGCGCAUGAAAUGAUGCAUGCAUGGCUACGACUUCAAGGUUAUGGAGGCCUCAGUCCAGAAGUGGAAGAAGGCAUUUGUCAGGUUCUAGCUCACAUGUGGAUUGAAUCUGAAAUCAUGUCUGGCUCUGGGAGCGAUUUUGCUUCUUCUUCGUCGUCAACUUCCUCGUCCAAAAAGACCUCAAGAUCGCAAUCCGAGAGAAAGCUCGGAGAAUUCUUCAAACGACAAAUCGAAGCAGAUUCUUCUCCUGUAUAUGGAGAUGGUUUUCGUGACGGAAAUGAGGCAGUGAUCAAGUAUGGUCUCAGGACUACUCUUGACCAUAUAAAGUUGACUAAAAAUUUUCCAUACUGAUUAUAUAAAAGCCUGAUUUUUUCUCUUCAUGUAAGUUCCAAAGCUCAGACUUUUGAGUUUUCCAUUCAGCAAUGACUGCAUAAACCAAAGUUAACAUAGAAAAAUGAUAUGUUAGGUUUACAUAUUA